AUGCACGGAAGACCAAGAAAUCAAACCAUUGACGAGAAGAAGAAACAAAUUUUGAAGGAAAAGAUUGAAGUAUUUUCUGCUCUCCGAAGCGAUCUACUCAAGAACAAACACAACAAGAUUUUUUCCUAUGAUGCUCUUUCUAAAAUCGAGAAAGCUCUCUACAUUGCUCCCGAGUUUUAUACAUUGUGGAAUUAUAGGAAGGAAAUUAUUACUCAUCUCACUGAAGAGAAUGAAGAAAUUAAAAAUUCGGCUGAAAAGAAAAAGGAAAUAUAUGAAGGAGAAUUACAGUUAACUCAAACCGUUCUCAGCAAGCAUCAUAUCAAGUCCUAUGCUACGUGGCAUCAUCGUUGCUGGAUUAUGCAAAAGCUUGAUGCUACCUAUUGGGAGAACGAUCUCAAAUUGACUUCACAGCUACUGAGUUAUGACAAUCGUAACUUUCAUUGUUGGAAUUAUAGAAGAUUUAUCUUACACUUGCUUGACAGAAAACCAUCUGCGGAAUUGGAAUAUUUGUAUGGCAUGUUAGAUGAUGUACAGAAUUAUUCUGCAUGGCACAAUAGAUCUUCACUCCUCGUUGAGUACUCUCAAAAGGAAGCAAUACCAUUCACUGAUGUUGUGAACCAGGAAUAUGAUUUAUGUACAAAUGCCUUCUACACUGAACCUUCCAAUCAGAGUGCUUGGAUAUACCACCGUUGGUUGCUCUCUUCACCUGAGGGCAAAACUUUGAGAUCCAAGGACCUUGAAACAUGCAAUGAAUUGUUAGACAUGAUGACCGAUUUGAAGAAUCCUAAAGACGAAAAAUGGUGUCUCGUUACCAUUGUCUUGAACAUGUUGGAAGAGCCAAUUCUUGAAGAGGCUGAAAAAGAAACUGUCAUCACUCAUCUCAACAAACUGGUUCAAUUAGAUCCAACACAUAAAGGAUACUAUAAUGAUAUUCGUAGCGACUUUUUGCUGAAACAUUAUUCAAACAGAGACCAUCUUGAGAAACUUGUUAUCAACUCCAUGCAAAUAUCAAGAAUGCACAUUCUUAACACCUUACCAGAAAUUUUUGCACAACUCAAACACAUCGACCUAUCAAACAACAAUAUCAUUUCAAUCCCAACUUUAAAAUUAGAAAACUUGGAAGAGUUGGUAUUGGAUGAUAACAAGAUUAGAUUCCUCGAAGGACUUGCUCAUUUGAAAAAACUCACCAAGCUCUCCUUAAAUAAUAAUGCAAUUGCCAAAAUUCCAAACGUCCUUGUUAGUUCAACUGUUUCACAACUAUUUUUGAAUGGAAACCCUGUUGUCAACACACAGUCGCUCGAACAAAACAAAUCAGUGGCAUUCCCAUCCCUUUCUCAGCUGCAACAAUAA
Naegleria lovaniensis is the source of this 1350-nucleotide messenger RNA. RefSeq lists its product as uncharacterized. Gene Ontology annotation, molecular function: protein binding; Rab geranylgeranyltransferase activity. The transcript is spliced from 5 exons. Lineage: Eukaryota; Heterolobosea; Eutetramitea; Acrasida; Naegleriidae. Gene Ontology annotation, cellular component: Rab-protein geranylgeranyltransferase complex; cytoplasm. The coding region runs from base 1 to 1350 and encodes 449 amino acids. The record is from RefSeq and is a predicted model, not a curated record. Gene Ontology annotation, biological process: protein geranylgeranylation.